Molecule: messenger RNA, 341 nt
Organism: Staurois parvus
Lineage: Eukaryota; Metazoa; Chordata; Amphibia; Anura; Ranidae
Source: the annotation of a GenBank genome assembly
AUGUCCCCCUUGCAGCGUCCCCAGCCUUCUCCUCUGGCCGAUGCCGACAUCCGUCUUCCAUGUUCCAGUCCCUGCGAGCGUCGGUACGUACGGGACGUACGGGGGACGGAACCGCCGGGGAAAUUUGAAAAUUUUAAAAAUAAAACAUUAGUGUCUCAAACCAUUUCACAUACAUUUUGUCCCGAGUGCUUUGUCCUGUGUCCUGCCUGCAUUUUUACUGUUCUUUCUGCCUGGAAACUGAGAAAAGUCCAUGGCGUCCAAAAAGCGUCCCUUUAGGUCAAAAUCGGUUUUAGACCAGCUAGAGAACAGCGAUAGUAAAUUAGAACCACUUGCAGAAUUGA